Molecule: messenger RNA, 2131 nt
Organism: Nymphaea colorata (pocket water lily)
Lineage: Eukaryota; Viridiplantae; Streptophyta; Magnoliopsida; Nymphaeales; Nymphaeaceae
Product: UDP-glucuronate:xylan alpha-glucuronosyltransferase 2-like
Exons: 3
Coding region: 88-1929 (613 amino acids)
Biological process (GO): xylan biosynthetic process
Molecular function (GO): glycosyltransferase activity
Source: RefSeq, a predicted model, not a curated record
AAGAAGCCAAACGAGUUUCUUAAAUCGUAUAUAAGGAGAGAUCCAAUCCAAGUAAUUGGCUUGAUUGCUUUCAGUUUACUGUUGUUGAUGAACAAAGAUGAUGAAGACGCUGGCUUCCAAGAUACUAACAGUGAAGGCCAACAUGGUUCUGAUCGCCAUUCUUCUCAUUGUCUACGCCGUGCUGUUGCUCAAACCAUCUUUCUUGUUUCCUCUAAAUGGGGAGACGUUCAUCACAUGUCUGUCAAAACGUUGCCAAAUGAAGAAGGUAAGAUGGAAAACAAGAGUCAGACGGCAGAAUCCUCAACUGGAGGGAUCACAAAACCAAAGGCCGGCCACACCAAAAUGAAACAAUUAGAAGGAUUAAUGGCGACAAGACCAAGAAUGAAGAUAGCGUUGAUAAAUCUAGACGACUACGAAAUCCACGAAUGGGUAGACGAAGGGGAGACGACAGUGGUCCAGUUCGAAAAAGUGCCUGAACUCCUCAAAUGGGAGGACUUGUUCCCGGAGUGGGUGGACGAGGAGGAAGACGACGCCGUGCCAUCCUGUCCCGAAAUCCCGAUGCCAGAUUUUGGGAGGUACCCCAGGGACUUCGACAUGGUGGUGGCCGGACUGCCAUGCAAGUCGCCGGAGGAAGGAUGGAAGAGGGACGCCUUCAGGCUGCAGGUUCACCUAAUCUCCGCAAAUUUCGCGGUGAAGAACGGGAGGGACGAUCUGCAGAAGUUGAGGUUCGUGUUUCUGAGCGAGUGCAUGCCAAUGGUGGAGCUGUUCAAGUGCGAGGAGAUGGUGAUGCACGAGAAGAGCGCGUGGGUUUACGACUCGGAUCUGCUCAGACUUGAAGAGAAGAUCCAUUUGCCUUUUGGAGCUUGCAGAUUGGCACUGCCCCUCUGGAAAGAAGCCAUUCUUUUCCAUCGACGAGCUAACAGAAACCACGGAUGCUGGGCAAAUGAAUUAGGAACGCCGAACGAGGUGUCGGAUGUCUGGAGGAUGAGGAAGGGCAUCAACCGGACACUGCCGGAUCAAAUCCGACCGCCGGGGACCGGACGCAGUCGCCGGGAGGCAUACGUGACGGUCCUCCACUCGUCGGAGCAGUACGUGUGCGGCGCCAUCACGCUGGCCCACACCCUGCACCACACCAACACAACCCGGGAUCUGGUCAUCCUCGUCGACAACACCAUCACCCCGUCGACCCGCCUCGCCCUCCGAGCCGCAGGCUGGAAGAUACGAGACAUCAGGCGCAUCCGAAACCCCUAUGCGCAGCGGGGGACGUACAACGAAUACAACUACAGCAAACUCAGGCUCUGGCAGCUCGCCGACUACGACCGAGUCGUCUUCGUCGACUCGGACGUACUAAUCCUGGGAAACGUUGACCUCCUGUUUGACUUCCCGGAGCUGUCGGCAACGGGCGACGACGGCAUGAUCUUCAAUUCAGGUCUGAUGGUCAUCGAGCCGUCGGCGUGCAUGUUCAAGAUGUUGAUGGGCGAGACGAGCAGGAUAGUGCCCUACAAUGGCGGGGAUCAAGGGUUCCUCAACGAGAUGUUUGUGUGGUGGCACAGGUUGCCGAGAAGGUUGAACUGCCUGAAAGUCAGGCAGACCAACCACAGCAUGGAAAUGGAGAUCAAGAACCAACUGUUUGGGUCCGACCCGCCGGAGCUGUACGGGAUACACUUCCUCGGCAUCAAGCCAUGGAUGUGCUACAGGGACUAUGACUGCAACUGGGACACUGGUAACCAAAUCCGAUUUGCAAGCGACGUGGCACACCGGGCGUGGUGGAAGGUGCACGACGCAUUGGUCGGGGAGCUGCAGAGGCCUUGCUUGCUCACACCGAGGAGGAAGAUCGAGUUGGCCUGGGAGCGGAGACAGGCUCGAAUUGCAGAGCUCGCCAACGAGCAUUGGAGGAUUAACGUUACCGACCCUCGACAGUUUUUAUGACUAACUCCUAAUCUGAUCGACAAGGAAGGAAGGAAGGAGGCUUGAAUUUCAAACCUUUCAUCUUGGAAAGGGGCUAAUAUAAAGUUAUUUUUCGCAUCUUUUGGCAUAAUUGAACUGCUGGGGUCACCAGACCUAGCGUAUGGAAGAAAUUUUCGCCUUUUCUUUUGUUUAUACCAUCUUAUCAGAAUCUGGUUUAUUAUUC